Tetrahymena thermophila SB210 is the source of this 4362-nucleotide messenger RNA. RefSeq names its product transmembrane protein, putative. The record is from RefSeq and is a predicted model, not a curated record. NCBI's taxonomy places the organism in Eukaryota, Ciliophora, Oligohymenophorea, Hymenostomatida, Tetrahymenidae. The transcript has 7 exons.
AUGAUGUUGGCAAUGACACUUUAAUUGCAGCUUUUAAAAAUGAAAUCAUACUUUUUAAUGGUUAUGAAAAUAGUGUUAGAAAUAAUAUCUAAAACUUGGGCUAAAUAAAUAGUACAAAUAGAUAUUAAGAAUGCCUCUAUUUUAAAAGUAAUUUCAUUAAAAAACAGUUAAUUUAUAUCAUCUUUUAUAUUCGAUUAAAACACAUUUAACUUAUACAUUGGGCUUAGCGAUUAGUCUGCUUUGAUUUAUAAUACAGAAUAUUAAACUAUUAAAAAUUACUAGUUUGGAAUUAUUAACCAAACAAAUGGGUAAGUGAAAUUCAUAAAAAUAAUAAGUUCCUUUAAAAUUUGCUUUGCAACAAAUUUAGGAUAAUUAUUUAUUGUAGAUAUGACUUAAAAUAAAACAAUCUUGAAUUUAAAUCUAGCUUAAAUAGCUCAAAAGCAAAAUGACCAAUUUUUAAUUAAUUUAGAGUAUGACAAUAUUUUUAAUAGAGUUAUUUUUUAGUUUAUAACUGACAAAAAGGUUUAUUUAUUUGAUAUGCAAUCUCAAAUAUUAGAGUCCAUAAUAGGUAUUUCUGAAGGUUACGAUACAUCUAUUUAGCUUACACCUAAAUACAUCAUAACUUCUUCAAGAUUUUAACUUAAUUUUUAUACAAGAACUCGGCCUAUUAUUUUUUAGCUUGCUGUAUCAAGGAGAAAUUAAGAAAGUUAUAUAGUUCAAUACUUUAUUAUCGAAGAUUAGUUUGUAGUUCUUUAGCAUUCUGAUCAUUUAGAAGUGUUUGUAAUUUAAAAUAAUGAUAAUUUUGUUAUAGAUAUCAGAUAAUAUACUUAUCCAAAAAUUAUGAAAAUACUAAUCGAAGAUAAAUUUAUAUAAGUAUUUGGAUUUCAUUAAAAUGGUGUCUUUGAAUUAUAAUACAACACCUAACUUUACCAGUACAAUUAUAAUUAGCAGAGUUAAUAUUAUGGAACCAAUACUGUUACAUAAUGCUACUUCUAUCCGCAGAGCACCUCUAAUUCUUAAUAAAUUCUAAGCUAAAUACAUUAGAUCUUACCUAUAACUUCAUAGUCUAUUGGGCAAAACGGAAGAUAAGCAACUAAUAAUAAUAGCACAAAUAUAUAUCUUUACAUAAAUUUAGGCUAAGAUCAAAUAUCCAAUUUAAUAAAAUAAAUAUCUGAUUCCAAUUAAAUAAGUUAAAUUUUAUUAUCAAAAAGUAAAUUUGAUUAGAGUGACUUAAUUUUUUCAUAGUCUUUAUUUUUUGCAUUGAAAAAGAAUGAUUUCCAGAUUUAAGGUUAUAACAUUUAAGUGCAACCAAUCAACCCAAAUGAACCAAUAAACAUUACAUUCGAUGAUAGCAUUCAAAAUUCUAUUUUAGACUCUAUAUCAAUUAUAAAUUAAGACAUCUCGAACACAUAGAUAGCUCUUACAAACCAGCAAAAAAUUGUGUUAUCAAAUAUUUUAAUUCAUAACUGCACUAUAAAAAAUGGAAUAGAUAAUUAAAUAUAGGGAUUUAUAUAUGCUUCAAAUGUCACUUCGAUAGACUACCUCUAUUAAAGUAACAAAUUUGAUAAAUCCUUUUCAGUUAUUUAGAUUGAGUCAUCAAAAAUUAUUUUUGAGUUUCUAAGUUGGGAGUAAAAUACAGGAAAUAUAUUAAUUUAAAAUGCAAAUAUUAUAAGUGUGAAUAAUAGUGUUUUCAAGCAGAAUGCUGCUAUCGAUGGAGCAGCUCUAUACUUGUAUAAUAUUCAAAAUUCUACUUCUUUUGGAAAUUCUACCUUCACUUAAAACAGAGCUGAAGGUAGUGGUGGCUCUAUUUACAUUUUCAACUCAAACUAUCAAUGCAUACUUUAAUUUGAUUAACUUACAAGGAUUUUUGAAAAUCAGGCAAGGAUUGGUGGAGGUGUUAGAAUCCUAAAUAGCUAAAUUACUAACCAAACAUCUCAAAAUUAGUUGUUUCAAUCAAAUAUAUAUCAAAAUAGUGCUGAGAUAUAUGGAGAUGAUCUUGCUACAUACAUCUAGGAGAUUCAAAUAAAUAAAUAUAUUCUUGAAAACUCUUAGCAAAGGAGUUUAAAUUAUACUUUUUAAAUAAAUCCUAGUCUUAACGAAAGUAAUUUUAUGAGCGGAGGUAAAAUCUAAUUGUAAGUGUUUUUCUUGGAUAACUAUUAAAGAAAAAUUACUUUUAAUAAAAAUUAUCUUCAGAAUUAAAAAUACCCAAAACUUAUAAAUGACGAGCUAAUGAGCAUGUAGGUUAAUAUUGAAAGUCUUUCUGGUUCAGUUGUAUAGCUUACAGGAGACAAAUUAAUAGACUACAAUCUUUAUGAUGAGCAAACAUCUAGCUUUAUUCUAAUUGAUCUUACUAUUUCUGCUUAGAUAUCUUCUUCCAUAUACUUUUCUUUCAAUACAUUUUUGCAAAAUAUUUACUCUAAUUAACUUCCUGUCUUGAUACUAAUUGAGUUUAGACCUUGUUUUGUUGGUGAAAUUGUUUAGCUUAUUACAGAUAACAUUUAGGUUUGCAAGUACUGCUCAUUAGGAUCUUAUUCCUUGCAAGAUCCUCUUCUGCCUGAUUAGACUUCAUAAGACUCUGCUUAAUAUUUGUCAAAUUAAUGUAAAUUAUGUCCGUCUUCUGCUUUAUAUUGUGAGGGGAACGAAAUACAAUUAAAAAACGGAUAUUGGAGAAAAAAUUAGACAACUGAUGAAAUAGUUGAAUGCAGCUAAAUAAAUAAUUCCUGUAGAGCAGAAGAUAUAGGCAGCAGCUAUGAAGGAUGUGCUGAAGGGUACAUCGGACCUCUAUGCUUGUAAUGUGAUUUAACAGGGAAAGUAUGGAACAAAACAGGUGUAAUGUAUUCUCCCUAAAUUGAAAAAGGAGUUUGCUAUCCCUGCUCUUAACCUGCUCUUUAGUAUUUAAUUCUAACUUUUAACAUACUUUGCUUACUGUGCUAUUUUUUAUUUUGCGAAAAAACAUUCAUGUCCAACAAUCUUUACUCUUCAACAUGCUAUUAUUUAAGAUAAUUAAAUUUCCUUCCUAUUUUAAAGAAUUCUUUUAGAGAUUUAUCAGGAUAUUAUAUCAAAAUAAUUCUCACAUUCUUGUAACUUUCUUCAAUCUUAACAUCAUCUCAUGAUGUUUUUUCUCUCAAACUGGAUUUACCAUUUAUUUACAUUGGUUCCUCUUCAUACAAUAUUUCAGUUGGACUAAGUUGUAUACUAGGCUAAGAAAUAUUCAGAACAUAUGGCAAAAUAAAAGUUGUUUUAUUAGUUUAUUCUUUAAUACCAAUAUCAUUCUUAAUUAUAAUUCAGCUUAUUUUAGCUUUUAUGAGAGUUGGUAUCAGUGUUUAACCAAACAGUAAAAGAAUGCUUUAUUACAGAGCAUUAACUUACAUACAUUUAUUGUAUUUUUUCUUUUUAACAGACUCCAUACAAUUCUUUUCUUCGGCCUUAAAUUGUGUUCAAAUAGGUAGUGAAAGCUAUUAAUCUAUUGAUACAACAGUGCUUUGUUCUGAUUAAAAUUAUAUAAUUCACAUAUACUUUGUAUCUUAUUUGCAGCUUUCGCUCUUUUCAUUAAUCCCACUUAUAAUUCUAUUUUAACUAAGAAGACAUAAAAACACUCUCAAUUAUUGUACAGUGAAAUAUAUAUAUGGAUACUAUUAUAACGAAUUUAAAAUCAAAUACUAUUACUGGGAAAUAUUAAGAAUUUAUGUCAAAAUAUUAGUUAUAUACGUCUAUAGCUUACUUGGCUAGUACGAUAAGGAUAUCGCAAACAAUAUUAUUAUAGCUUUUAUGGCUUUCUAUCUGAAAAUACUAAAUAGCAACAAACCAUAUAUAACUAAAGAUCUAAACUAAAAAGAAAUACAAUGCUACAUCCUUCUAAUACUCAAAAUAAUUUUAUUCAACUUUUACUUUAAAUCAAACACAUCCUAAAUAAUUGUUUAAUCAAUUAUAUUUACUUAAGUACUCAGAUACCUCCUUUAAAAGCUCCUGCCUGUUAAAAUCUCUAAAAAAAUUCUCAACAUCAGGCAAGUUUCCUUUAAGACGUUCUAAAGAUGGAAGCUAAUUAAGAAAAAUCUUAGUAAACUAAUUAAAUCUAAAGCUUAAAAAAGUAUAAAGAGACUAAAAAAAAAGCUUGAUAAUAACCCAAAGAAAAUUAGUUUUAGCUCAUAUCAUCCUUUGACCAGACUAUCAUCCACAAAGAUGCCAAAAUCUCCUCUUUUAAAAUCUUCAUUUUAUCAAAAUAGACUUUCAGUGCAGAAAUGCUUUGAAUUUAGUUAACUAAAUUAACAAGAUUUACCAAUCUUAUAAACAACAAAAAAUGCUCCAGAAUCUAAUCUCUUAAGUGCAAAAUAUAAUGAAAAGAAAUUUAAUUUAAACUUUUGA